This is a messenger RNA of Salvia miltiorrhiza (redroot sage), 1337 nucleotides long. Its product is annotated as triacylglycerol lipase 2-like. The transcript is spliced from 9 exons. Gene Ontology annotation, biological process: lipid metabolic process. Gene Ontology annotation, molecular function: hydrolase activity, acting on ester bonds. The record is from RefSeq and is a predicted model, not a curated record. NCBI's taxonomy places the organism in Eukaryota, Viridiplantae, Streptophyta, Magnoliopsida, Lamiales, Lamiaceae. Bases 1 to 1203 code for a protein of 400 amino acids.
AUGGUGAUGAAGACAGCGACAUCCUUAAUUUUGUUGCUACUUCUGUUUGCUGUCUUAGCUGUAGGUGGAAGAGCAAAGAUUUCAAGGGAAUUAACAACCAUUAAUUAUGGUGAUGGAAUCUGUCACUUAAUGGUGGAGACACAAGGCUAUACUUGUGAAGAACAUAUGGUGACAACAAAAGAUGGAUACAUCCUAAGCUUGCAGAGGAUUCCUACGGGGCGGUCGGGCGCAACGACAAAGGGGGGGCCGAAGCCCCCCGUCCUACUUCAACAUGGCCUUAUGAGUGAUGCAAUGACAUGGCUGGCUAUGUCUCCUGAUGAAUCUCUGGGAUUCAUCUUGGCAGACAAUGGCUUCGACGUAUGGUUGGGCAACGUGCGAGGCACGAACUACAGCAGUAGCCACACCUUGAUCAACUCUGUUAAUCCGCUCUACUGGGAUUGGUCGUGGGACGAGCUCGUAGCCUACGACCUCCCAGCCAUGGUCGAGUAUGUCCACGACCAAACAGGGCAGAAGCUGCACUACGUUGGCCAUUCCUUGGGAACUUUGAUGGCGUUUGGAGCAUUUUCAAAGCACGAGGUUUUGAGCAUGGUGAGAUCUGCUGCUCUGCUUAGCCCCAUAGCUUAUAUGGGGCAGAUGCCAUCUCCUCUUGCAAGAGCUGCUGCUGAUCAAUUCACUGCUGAAGCGACUCGCUGGUCGGGAAUCCAAGUAUUCGCCCCGGGAGGAGGUCCUGCUACCCAACUUGUUGCUAAUAUCUGCAGUCACAUGGAUUGUUCCAAUAUGGAAAAUGUUCUUACAGGCCCUAAUUGUUGCAUGAACAAGUCAAGAUCAAAUCUUGCCCCCCAACAACCAACCUCAACAAAGAACAUGAUCCAUCUAUCCCAGAUGAUAAGGAAAGGGUCGAUAGCAAUGUACGACUAUGGGAACGAAGGGGCCAACAUCAUGCACUAUGGACAGGCGACGCCUCCGGCUUAUAGCAUCACUAGCAUCCCCAAUCAACUCCCUCUCUUCCUCAGCUACGGCGGGGAGGAUCUUCUCUCCGAUGUUAAGGACGUGCAGACUCUCAUCGACGCUCUAUCGGAUCAUGACCAAGACAAGCUUGUGGUGCAAUAUAGAGAAGACUAUGCUCACAUGGAUUUUGUCCUUGGUGUGAAUGCUAAGGAACUUGUGUAUAGCCCUCUCAUGGCCUUCUUCAAAUUGAACUAGAAUUUGUGUUAUUAAUUUUACAUUUAAUAAACUAUGCCCCUUAUGGCUUUAUCCAAUAGUCAUACUGAUCAAAUCUUAUUUGACCCAUAAAUCAUUUUCUAUAUCAACAUCAGUCAAAUAAUUUGAUUACUUGU